This is a messenger RNA of Xenopus laevis (African clawed frog), 1127 nucleotides long. It is a transcript of the gene tmed10l.L, whose product is annotated as transmembrane p24 trafficking protein 10 like L homeolog. The transcript has 5 exons. Bases 37 to 654 code for a protein of 205 amino acids. NCBI's taxonomy places the organism in Eukaryota, Metazoa, Chordata, Amphibia, Anura, Pipidae. The record is from RefSeq and is marked provisional.
GCCGCUUCCAAACUCAGCUGCUGUAUCAUUGACAAAAUGAUGUGGCUCCUGCUUUUCCUUGGCCCUUGUUUCUUAUUGCCCGGGACCGGGGCGAUCUCUUUUUAUUUGCGCCCUCUCACUAAAAAGUGCCUGAAAGAAGAAAUCCAUAAAGAUGUGUUGGUGACUGGACAGUAUGAGGUGUCUGAGCAGCCCGGUCUCACUUGCGACCUGAAGGUGACUGACUCCAUCGGCCAUAUUCUUUAUUCCAAGGAAGAAGCAAAGAAGGGAAAAUUUGCAUUUACUACUGAUGAUUAUGAUGUGUAUGAAGUCUGCUUUGAGAGCAAAUCUGCAUCUGAUAUGGGUUUCACAGACCAGUUAAUUGUCCUUGAUAUAAAGCACGGUGUGGAAGCAAAGAAUUAUGAAGACGUUGCCAAGACAGAGAAGCUGAAACCACUUGAAGUUGAGCUUAGACGUUUGGAGGAUUUGACACAUUCGGUUGUGAAGGACUUUUCCUAUAUGAAAAAAAGAGAAGAAGAAAUGAGGGACACUAACGAAUCCACCAGUCUUCGUGUCCUCUACUUUAGCAUGUUCUCCAUGUUUUGCCUUGUGGCCCUUGCUACGUGGCAAGUCUGUUACUUAAGGCAUUUUUUCAAGGCAAAGAAACUUAUUGAGUGAAUUGUGUAUUAAAAUCAUAAUAGGUCACUGGUCACAACUGUGUGCCCAUCUUCUGGUGUCCCCUUAUCAGAUGGAGGGCUCAAUAUUUUCAGGUCUAAAAGACAAUUUUUCAACUUGCACAUUCCUACCCACACCAUACCUUUUCACCUGGUCUCCCCCCCCCCCAAAUAAGAAAGUACAUGACCAUAGGUCAUAGAUCACUUUUCUGCCCAAUUUGCUAUCAAGGGAUGUUUCUGUUUUAGAAUGAAUUACUGCAUCUUUGUUUUAAUUAUCUACAGCGCACAAUACAAUGGAGAUUGUUUACAGUAACUGCCAUAGAAACUGGCAUUCAUUAUAUUAUGAACUCUUUUAUGUGGUUUCUGUAAAAUAAAGGAAAGUGUCAUUUUUACUGAAAUAAAUUAAAAAGUUCCCUUUUUAUGUAGCAUCAAAUAAAUUUUUACAUCUGUAUAAUAUGGUUAAAUAAAAAUAUAUGG